CUUCAUUCUUACGUCAUCGCAAACGACAUUUUGGUUUCGUGAAUAAAAGUUUCCAUCAUUGUUCUUAGUAAGUAAAAACCGAAUGAAUUAGUUCUUUGGUUUAGUUAAACAAGUAUAUCGAUUUUUUUUCGUUGUAAAUGAUACUAUGCUGGAAAAGAAACCUAAAUCUAGACUUAAACGUGUGCUUGGUUUAACUGCGGCUACUAUAUUCGUUGCCGAAUCAAUUGGGAUCGCUGUCACUUACGGCCUGUGGUACAAAUUAAACACUGAAAGAGAUUUUCGACUCUAUAUGUACAAGAAUUACAAUUGGGUGCUAGAAGGUUACUAUCAAGUGGGUGAAAGAGUCGGUGGUCUCAAGACUCGUGAACUUGACACGGCUGUGUGGACUAACGAAGGAAAGAUAUAA
This is a messenger RNA of Melitaea cinxia (Glanville fritillary), 406 nucleotides long. RefSeq lists its product as uncharacterized. NCBI's taxonomy places the organism in Eukaryota, Metazoa, Arthropoda, Insecta, Lepidoptera, Nymphalidae. The coding region runs from base 146 to 406 and encodes 86 amino acids. The transcript is spliced from 2 exons. The record is from RefSeq and is a predicted model, not a curated record.